GGCGUAAUCAAGAGGAGUAAAACAUUCCUGAAGGAGAACACUAGAUUAAAACCUUUGCAAAACGCACUGAUUCUUAAGCUCAGCCUUGGAGCGAUUUCAAGCUUAUCCAGAAAAGGUAUUGUGAGAAACGGCAGCACCUUCCAGAGCACUCACGAAGUAAGCUUGAAUUUUCUUUGUUCUUCGUCAAUGGGUUCUUCUACUGGUGCCGAGGGGCUCGCUCCUCACGCAGCGGUUCUUCCCAUUCCAACGCUACGCCACAUCACUCCAUUCCUCCAUCUCUCCAGAGCUCUGGCCUCGCGAGGCUUCGUCAUAACUUUCAUCAACACGGAGGGCAACCACAGGGACUUGAAGGACAUCGUUUCACAGGAGGAGAGCUUUGGCUAUGGCGGCGGCAUUCGCUUCGAGACGGUCCCGGGCAUCCAAGCGAGCGACGUCGACUUCGCGGUCCCGGAGAAGCGGGGGAUGUUGUCCGAGGCAGUGAUGGAGAUGCAGGCUCCAGUGGAAAGCUUGCUCAUCAGGAACAUGGCCAGAGACGAUGAUCUCGUUCCUCCGGUCUCGUGCUUCAUCUCGGAUAUGUUCCCGUGGUCCGCGGAAGUAGCAAGAAGGACUGGAAUCCCAGAGGUCAAGUUCUGGAUCGCCAGUGCCUCUUGCGUUUUGCUCGAUUGCUCGUUUCCGCGAAUGCUGGAGAAGGGAGACGUUCCAGUCCAAGAUCGUUCCAUUGAAAAGUACAUCACUUACGUAGACGGCUUGUCACCACUGCCAAUCUGGGGCCUCCCGCGCGACCUUUCUGCCAUUGACGAAUCAAGAUUCGCUGGCAGAUACGCUAGAGCCAAGAGCUUCGCCACAACGUCGUGGGUUUUGGUCAACUCGUUCGAAGAACUCGAGGGCAGUGCCACCUUCCAAGCCCUCCGAGACAUCUCUCCCAAAGCAAUCGCUGUGGGUCCUCUUUUCACCAUGGCCCCCGGCUGCAACAAGGCAAGCUUGUGGAAGGAAGACACCGAGAGUUUAUCCUGGCUCGGCAAGCAAAGUCCCGGCUCGGUUCUCUACAUUUCCUUGGGCACCAUCGCGACUCUCAGCUUCGAUCAGUUCAAGGAGUUCUCCGAGGGACUGAGGCUUCUCCAGCGUCCGUUUAUCUGGGCCAUCCGACCCAAGUCGGUCGCCGGCAUGGAGCCCGAGUUCCUGGAGCGUUUCAAGGAGGCCGUGAGGAGCUUUGGACUGGUUGUGAGCCGGGCUCCUCAGGUGGACAUCCUCCGCCACCCUUCCACGGCUGGAUUUCUCAGUCACUGCGGCUGGAACUCCAUCCUCGAGAGCGUAGCAUCCGCGGUGCCCAUGCUUUGCUGGCCGUGCGUCGCGGAGCAGAAUCUAAACUGCAAGUUGAUAGUGGAGGACUGGAAGAUCGGUCUCAAGUUCUCGUGCGUGACCAUGCCGGAUCCUCCCGAGGUGAUGGCGAGGGACGAGUUUGUGGAGGUGGUGGAGCGAUUCAUGGGAACUGACAGUGAGCAUUUGAGGAUUAACGUGAAGAAGCUGAGCGAGGAGGCUCGUAGAGCAGUGUCUAGUGGUGGCUCCUCAUAUGAAAACCUGGAGAGAUUUGCUCAAGCAGUGAAAAUUUCCUAAACUUCAAUCCAAAGCUAAGAGAAAACUUCAAAGCA
Molecule: messenger RNA, 1649 nt
Organism: Selaginella moellendorffii
Lineage: Eukaryota; Viridiplantae; Streptophyta; Lycopodiopsida; Selaginellales; Selaginellaceae
Product: linamarin synthase 2
Exons: 2
Coding region: 187-1614 (475 amino acids)
Molecular function (GO): UDP-glycosyltransferase activity
Source: RefSeq, a predicted model, not a curated record